CGGCUGAUGGGAAUGGGGCUGGUUAUCUAGCCCCUGACCCAUUUUUUGUCCUUAAGUUAUGAAUCCGGAUUACACCCGGAUCACGGGUGGAGGUCGGGGCGUCGGGUCGGAGUGGAGCCUGGGUGUUGGCGAGAUGCCACGAGAGGGCCAGCGGUCCAGGGGAGAAUUUGGCAGAGCUGGGGCGGCCAAACGUGCUGGGCCCGGGGAUCUGCAGCGAGCAGGGCUGCCCACGCCUCGGCGCCCCAUUCCCGGUAGGAGGACGGGUGUCGGGGGGCUGUUGCACGCCGCAGAGGAGUCCGAUGACAUCGGGAACCCGCUGAACAAACACUGAAAUAAUGUGUUAGGUAAACAGGGGCGGAAAUCGUUCUGGAAAAUUCCUACGUGUUUGCCAAGGCGGUGGGACUACUUUCUGAAGAGGACACCCCCCCCCCCUUCCCCCUUCCCGGGUCAGAGGGGAUGUAGCAUGAAAACACUUUCCCACCUAACUUUGAACGAAGGCAUCGGUUCUUCCUAAUAAAUCUGCUUUGGUGGGAGAUGGUGCUUCCCCCGCUGCCCGUGUUGCCGGCUGACGGGAACUAAUUAGUUCCCCUGCACGCACCCAGCAGACCCGCUCUCCGGCUAGGAGCGUGGGCCGCCUCCAUCUCACCUUCAUGGAUUUCUCUCGGCAGGGGCAAGUACACCACACAAGUUAAGGAGUUCCCGGGAUUGUCACCAUGAAAGAUCCUGAGUGUCGUGUAUCCCAAACACAGGUGCUCAGGUACCUGGCAAAGCUGUCUUCAGUGGGGAGCAUCUCUGAGGAGGAGACCUGUGAGAAGCUGAAGGGCUUGAUCCAGCGCCAGGUGCAGAUGUGCAAGAGAAACCUGGAGGUGAUGGACUCGGUGCGACGUGGAGCCCAGCUGGCCAUUGAGGAAUGCCAAUACCAAUUCCGCAACCGCCGCUGGAACUGCUCCACACUGGAUACCCUGCCUGUCUUCGGCAAGGUGGUGACACAAGGGACACGAGAGGCAGCGUUCGUCUAUGCCAUCUCUUCAGCAGGGGUGGCCUUUGCCGUGACCCGCGCCUGCAGCAGUGGCGAGCUGGACAAGUGUGGAUGUGACCGCACAGUGCAGGGGGGCAGCCCACAGGGCUUCCAGUGGUCGGGCUGCUCCGAUAACAUCGCCUAUGGUGUGGCCUUCUCGCAGUCCUUCGUCGACAUCCGUGAGAGGAGCAAAGGGGCCUCUUCCAACAGAGCAUUAAUGAACCUCCACAACAACGAGGCAGGGAGGAAGGCGAUCCUGAACAACAUGCGGGUGGAAUGUAAGUGUCAUGGUGUGUCAGGCUCAUGUGAGUUCAAGACAUGCUGGAAAGCCAUGCCCCCCUUCCGCAAAGUGGGCAACGUCCUGAAGGAGAAAUUCGAUGGUGCCACAGAGGUUGAACAGAGCGAGAUUGGAUCCACCAAAGUGCUGGUGCCCAAAAACUCCCAGUUCAAGCCACAUACAGACGAGGACCUCGUCUACCUAGACUCCAGUCCCGACUUCUGUGACCAUGACCUCAAGAAUGGGGUCCUGGGCACCAGUGGGCGGCAGUGCAACAAGACCUCCAAGGCUAUUGAUGGCUGUGAGCUGAUGUGUUGCGGCCGUGGCUUUCACACGGACGAAGUGGAGAUUGUGGAAAGGUGCAGCUGCAAAUUCCACUGGUGCUGCUCCGUCAAGUGCAAACCCUGCCAUCGGGUGGUGGAGAUCCACACAUGCCGGUGAUGAAUAGGGGAGGGCACCCACCUGUAUCCUCUUUAAGUGACCCUGCUUCUCCCUUGCCCCACAGCCAGGACUGAGGAAGUGACCCAGAUGCUGCAGGGAGAGCACAGCUCUUUACAGAGACAGAACCACAGAGAAAAACAGAUUUUAAAGAAAAAAAUAUUUAAAGUUUAAAAGACCUGA
Messenger RNA from Serinus canaria (Common canary), 1916 nucleotides. It is a transcript of the gene WNT4, whose product is annotated as Wnt family member 4. The transcript is spliced from 5 exons. Gene Ontology annotation, molecular function: frizzled binding; cytokine activity. Bases 714 to 1736 code for a protein of 340 amino acids. The record is from RefSeq and is a predicted model, not a curated record. Gene Ontology annotation, cellular component: extracellular region. Gene Ontology annotation, biological process: canonical Wnt signaling pathway; neuron differentiation; cell fate commitment. NCBI's taxonomy places the organism in Eukaryota, Metazoa, Chordata, Aves, Passeriformes, Fringillidae.